AUGAAAGUUACAGUUACUACACUCAACGACGAAAUAUUCGUCCUCGAUGUUUCUGAAGAUUUGGAAUUAGAGAAUUUCAAAGCCUUCUGUGAAAUAGAAUCCGGUUUUCCCGCCACAGACAUCACGUUGACUUUCAAUGGGAAGCCAAUGAUGAACGAUAAGAAAUCGCUUAAGGAACUUGGAGUACACGAUGGAGAUGUUAUUGUGAUGCUUCGUAUGGUGCAGCGGGCCUCUACAAUGAACGCAAAUGAUGCCCGACAAGCUUUGCCAAGUGGAUGGGCGAAUCUCGACUUUAGCAGCAUACAGGUGCCUCAAGGAGCAAGUUCUUCAAUGGCCACAAGAAAUGCACCAGUGGAAGAAGACCCUCGUAUUAUCAGAGAAAUGUUCUUAGCAAACCCAGACCAGUUAGCUUUACUCAAACAGAACAAUCCCAGAUUGGCAGAUGCUCUGCUGAGCGGUAAUCUGGAUACAUUUGCUGGUGUACUGAGAGAACAAAUCACAGCUAGGACAGAAAGACAACAACAAAGAAUAAGAAUGAUGAACUCGGAUCCAUUUGACACUGAGGCUCAGCGCAUGAUAGCUGAAGAAAUUAGGCAGAAAAAUAUUGAAGCUAAUAUGGAAGCUGCUAUGGAGUUCAAUCCCGAGACAUUUGGCACAGUGGUCAUGCUCUACAUUAAUUGUCAUGUUAAUGGGUUCCCAGUUAAAGCAUUUAUAGAUUCCGGAGCACAAACUACGAUAAUGUCAGCGGCUUGUGCGGAGAGAUGUAACAUCAUGCGACUGGUGGACACCAGAUGGGCGGGUAUAGCCAAGGGUGUGGGCGUGCAAAGGAUCAUAGGGCGCAUCCACAUGGUGCAGAUGCGCAUAGAGAAGGACUUCCUCACCACCUCCUUCUCCGUGCUGGAGGAGCAGCCUAUGGACAUGCUGCUGGGCCUCGACAUGCUCAAAAGACAUCAGUGCGAUAUCGACCUGAAGAAGAACGUGCUGCGCAUUGGCACUACAGGCACUGAGACGCCGUUCCUGCCCGAAGCGGAGCUGCCGGAGUGCGCGCGGCUGUCGGGAGUGUCCGAGGACGAGCUGCUGGCGCAGUCCGCGCGCGACCACCGAGACCAUCAGGACCGCCAGCUGCAGGACGCGCUAGACAAGUCGCGACAAGAGGCUUCGAGUGCGGAGGGCUCGUCGAGCACAGCGCCCGUCACGCCCGCGCAGAGCAUCAGGGUUGCGCCGCCGCUGGCCAACCCGAGCCUGACCGUGCUGUCCACCGACCGCUUCUCCGAGACGGAUGUGGAGGAAAUCGUGGCGCUGGGCUUCACCAGGGAACAGGCGGUCGUCGAGCUGAGACGGUUCAACGGCGACAAGACGCAAGCGACCGUCGCACUCUUUGCCAAAUCCCUCAAGUUC
Molecule: messenger RNA, 1398 nt
Organism: Brenthis ino (lesser marbled fritillary)
Lineage: Eukaryota; Metazoa; Arthropoda; Insecta; Lepidoptera; Nymphalidae
Source: the annotation of a GenBank genome assembly